Schistosoma turkestanicum is the source of this 6354-nucleotide messenger RNA. NCBI's taxonomy places the organism in Eukaryota, Metazoa, Platyhelminthes, Trematoda, Strigeidida, Schistosomatidae. The record is from the annotation of a GenBank genome assembly.
AUGGCUUUAGCAAAACUUGUUCCAGAGAAGUAUAUACAGAAGUUGAACAGUUUAUCUAGCAAACUUAUUAAUGUUGAAAAAAAGUUACAGAGCAGUGGUUUGGUACCAAAAGCUCAUUUUUUCAGCAUACGAGAAGUUGUUGACUUAUCUCCUAUGAAAAUGCUUUCGAUGAUAGCUGAUAUUUUGCUAAAGAAACCUGGCCCAAUUCUGGUUAUUCUCAAUCAACUUGUAUCAAUGUUUCCUGCCUUCAUAAUGGACGAAUCUUCUCUAGCUAAAAUAAUUGAAAUUCUAAUGUGUGCAAUUCGUAUAUCUUCUCAAGAAAUAAGGAAUAUAAAUAACAAAAGAGAAGAUUCUGAAGAAAUAUCUGAAGAACCUGCUGUUUUAUCGCUGGAUAUUUUCAUUAAACUGGUUACAACUUUAUCUAGUUAUGGUUCAAAGUUCAAUGAUCUUCCUAGAUUAUUACUCCAACUUUUUGAUCUACUUAGAGCUUUUCCAACUACAUUAGCACAUUCAGAAGCUCGUUUACGUGCAUGGUGGCAUUUUAUCUGUUGUUUAAAUCCAGAUUUACUUAGUGAUGGUUUUAGAAAGUUUUUAUCCCCGUUUCUGGCAAAUCUUUUGGGACGUUACUUGAGCAUUAGUACUCCUCAAGGAGAUCCUCAACUUCAUCCAUACAAACUUAGUCAAGGAAAUGUUUAUGAAGGAAAUGUAAAAGCAUUAGAACUUGUUCAGCAUGUAUAUAGUUGUUUUUUCAAUGAGUCAUCAGUUACAUUUCACCAGUUAAACAUUCCCCGCUUAUCCGUCAGUAAUAAACUAUUAGCUCAAAACAGUUAUCCACUAAUGGUUGGCCUGUUAUACUGGAUACGUAGUGUUUGCAAAUAUCGUUGCUCAUCAUCUCAGGAAAAGUUGAAAAUUCCUCCUCAUUGUUUACCUUCUGAAAGUGUUGAUAUAAUUUGGUGUGGUUGUGUAAAUUAUUUACUUAAAAUAUCAAAAUCACUUCAAGAGUCGCUAACACAUAAAAAGGUUACUCCAUUUCAAUCCCCAUCACUCACUGUUCGUGUUUCGAAUUCAAGCUCAGCAUUUUUAACUGUUUGGCAACACGUUGUGACUGUAACUUGUGAAUUGAUUCAAGCUCAUCACUCGCUUACAUCUGAUCUGGACACAACAGAGCAUUGUCCGUCUCCAUCAGAAAGCUUGAACAUAACUCAAAACCUUAUUCAGUUGUUAGAAGAAAUCAAACUUCCAGAUAAAGAAAAGAUUGAUUUAAUAUCAACUCUAUGUAUAAAAUUUACAGAACUUGGAGGUUUCUGGCUAAAAGAAAAGUCAACACAUAAAAAUUGUCAUGUUUCUAAAGAUGAUUUUCAUCGUUGGAGUACUCAAAUUAUUCGCUUAAUUGAUAUGGAGCCUCGCUUAAACUUGUCCAAUAAAUCGAUUACAAUGAAUAUUUUACGUUUAACUGGAGAACUCAAUUUUAUCAAUUUGAUCCGUUCACUUUUAAAUGCAAUAUUAUCAGAUUUUGUAGAAUUCAUAUCAACCAAUGCUUCUUCACAGUCAAGUUUAUAUGAUGAUUCAACUCAACUUUCUCUUUCAAAUUGUCCUCCAGUUCAUUUUUCUCCUGAUGCCCUACGUGUAUGGUCAGUGUUGAUUGACCGACUAACUCAGUUUAUUUUAAAUGAGCAUCAAGUAUCUGAGAAUCAGUCAUCUACAAAUAUCGACUUGAGUACUGUUGAAUCUGCACUACUAAUGCCAUUCUGGUUGGCUGGGGCUUCACGUCUAAACACAGUCGACGGUAAUAAUGAUAGUUCAUCUAAUACUUCUGAGUACCUUUCACUGAAAGAUAAUUUGGCUAUAUCAUUACGUCAGUCUAAUUUAUUUCAUGCAUUUCAUCAGGAAUGUUGUUUAUUGACAACAGUUCCGACAAAUGCUUGGAUUAAUCAACUAUCUAUCAAACUAUCCACACUUAUUUCCAAUUAUGCACCAAAGGUGAUUGAAAAUGUUAAUUUACAUUUAAUUAGUCGCUUUGUGUAUUGUUUAUCUCAAAGUGCAGAAAUUUCUGAGGAAAGGGGUAAUAAGAAAGAUGCAUAUUAUACAUUUGCUUCAGUAAAAAUUGAUGCUCAGCCUCUUGGUCAACUUACUGGAUUGGUUAGCUUGCUGAAUUCAUUACUGUUAUAUAUACCAUGGCUUCAUCCUCCAACACAAAGUGAAAAUGAUGAUUCAACUCCCUGCUAUUUAAGCACCCAGGAAUCAGCUACUCAAUGGUUGACAUCUCCUCCUAUUAUAUCCAUUCGUUCUCGAACAAAUCAGUUGGUUGAUGAGAAGUCUGCCAAUGGUGUUCGUUCCAUAAAUAGACCUGCAAACAGUAAUCAAGUCUCUUAUGGUUUGUUUGAUGCUUUAGAGACAGUUGUAUAUCUUCUUAAUAAUCAUUUUCAUGGUACACAUUCUGUAUUAUCAAUGUUUUCCACAUUGGAGUCAAGUUUAACUCGUUUGGUUGAUUGUUGUGUAAAAGCUGAAAAAGCUGUAAUUGAAGCAGGAACCGAUUUAGAUGAACCACUUUUAAUUACUCAACAUAGACAACAAGCUAAAUUAGCACUGGAGGAAGUAUUUAUAUGCAUUUGGAAACAGAUGAAAAUUGUCCCGCCUAAUGUAUCCAUCAUUAAUCCAUUGUCCAUGUUGCAUACAAUUUCGAAAAAACAAGAUCUCAAAACUUCGGUUACCACUCCUUUGUCUAAUUCGGUAAUAUCUGAUGCCAUUCAUUUGAUUGCUCAAUAUGAAGCUUUACUCAGUUUAUCAUUCUCAUUGUGUGGUUACAAUGUGAAACUAAAUCAAAAAUCUUGUGAAUGUGAACUUCAAUCGUCUGUUACUUUUAUUACUUGGUUCAUCGGUUUUUGGAAUCAUUUAGUCGAUCAGUAUUGUAUCAAUCAAGUUAAAACUGAUUCGUCGAAAUUUUUAAAUUUUCGUGAAUUUUUAAUUAAUUUGGAAGCUGAAUUUCAAAAAAUUAUUACACGAACAUUAAAUUCAAAUAUGCAACAAUGUACUGACUUGAAUUCCAAUGAAAAAAUCACCUCGAGGCGUAAAUCUAUUCCUCAUAAAACUCCUAAAUCAGAACCAAUUAAACGUCGGUCUCGUCUGUCGAAAAGACUGUCAUCUUCUUCAUCUGCUCAAUCACCAGUAAUUUCUAAAAGUUUAAAGUUAAAAAUAGAAGAAAAUUCUCCAACUAAUUCAUUGAUAACUGUUACUCCACGUUCUGAAAAAAAAUCAUCGCAUACUAAAGAUAAAUUGAAGCUAGAGAAGUCUCGGAAAUCCAAUACAAAUGUAGGUGAAUCAUUCUCAGAUAAUAAUGUUUCAGAGAAAAAUGACCUUCAAAGACUUUCACCUAACGCUUCUCCUAUACGACCUCGUCGAGGGCGUCUUUCAUUGAUCAAAGAUAUCAGUCCGAUUGAAAAAGUAACUACACCUGUUCAACAAUCAUUCGAACAAUCAGAAAAUAUUACUCAAUCAGCUCCAUCUAAUUUUUCAUCUAAACGUGGUCGUGGUAGAAAAAGUAUUAAUCUUUUUCCUGUUUCUCCUAAACCAUCACCUGCAAGUGGUAUUAUUUCUGAUGCUUUUGGAAUCCCACCUGGUACAAGUCUUAUAAAUGAUGAAGCCGAUAAUCAUAAUUGGUCUCCUUCAGCAACAUCUCCUGGUCCACUUCCAAGUCGUCCAUUGGUUAAACGCCGUUUAUUCGGUGGACCACAAGAAAUACCAGAAACAGAUAAUAAAUCAAACAAUUCUAAUCGGUUGUCAUUACAACCAACACGGAAACGACGUUUCUCAGACUCAGAACAAAAUGCCGCAAAUUCUUCUAAGGCUGUAACUAUUUCAACCUGUGGUGAAGAUACUUGUGAUUUUAUUUUUGUUCCACCUCAAUCAGAAAGUGUAAAAAAACGACGCACCUGUUUAACUACUCAUCAAAAGGAACGUUUCAAAGAACAAUUAAGGGAAUAUAUACCUACUAUGUACAAUGAAUUAGAUAUUAGUCAACAAUCAUGGUCUAAUCUAAGUGGUGGAGGUGGUGGUAGUGACUCUCAAUCUCAAAUUGACUUAAGUCUUCAAUCAUCUUCUAUUAAUAAAGAUUGUUUAGAGGUAUCUGAAACACCAAUGUCACCUGAUUUUCAAGCAAAACCAACUGCCACAAAGGAGCCAUUAAACAACGAAAAGAAUGAACUUGAAAAUGUUACUAUUGAAAAUCUCAAUAGUUCACUUUGCAAUGAAUCUGAAUGUAUACCUGUCAAAGUUGUUUUAUCUCCAUCGGUUGAUUCACCAAUCAGUAAAAAUGAUUCUGAUUUGAAGAAUGACUCUGAAAUAAUCAUAAUUGAAGAUACUGAAACAACUAAUACAGAAUGUGAAUUAGAUGGUGUUGAUGAAAUCGCAUCCAAAUCGACUACAUCUGAUUUACCUGAUAAAACAGACUUAAAUCAAUCGAAUGAAUCGUUUAAUAUACCUUCGACAACUUUAUCUAAAUCACUUCUCAAAGAUGAUGAUAAUAAUAAUAAUAAUGAUGAUGAUGGUAAAGUGUCACCUCCGACUAUCACUGUAACUAUUCCACCAAUUUUAACUACACGUUCAACUAAUCACACAUUGUCUAGUCCAUUAAUGAGAGGAUCGAGUCGUGCUCAAAAGAUGCUUGCAUUAGGUUUACAGAAAGCCGCUGAACAGACUGCACGUCAGAGAUCAUCUUCCGGAGAUCAUAACAUUGGUAGUCUGUCUUCAGAUAACAGUCCUACCAUGACAGAACGGAAAUCAACGUUAAAUUCACUGGCUUCACCAUCUCGUUCGACAUUCACUCCUUCAGUAAAUGAUUCUCCAUCCGGAAUUAUAAGAAAUUUAUGGUCAAAGAAAAAAUCUCAACGUGUAUCGUUUGUUGAGCAACCAGUAGUUUAUACAAUUGAAUCGAUACAUUCAAUGGAACAAGAAUCUGAUGAAGAUUACAAUCGUCAUCAUGAUCAAAUUAACUUCAGUACAAAUAAGAAGAGAAUCCUGUUCACUGAUGAUGAUGAUGACGACGAUAAUAAUAAUAAUAAUAAUAAUAAUAAUAAUAAUGGUAAUCAUAAUAAAUAUGAAGAAUUUAAUAAUUUAACUGAUAAUAAAUCUGACGAACUAGUAAUGAACAGCCAUAUUCGAAAAUUAAAUGAAUCCAAUGAAAAUAAUGAGCAGACUGGAUUAAACGGAAUACGUAUGUCAGAAAUACGAACUUCUAUCACACCUGAACAAAUUUCUGUUGAUCUAGAUGUUUCUCAGGAUUCAUCACAAUCUGUAUUAUCAAUAACCACAGAAUGUGUUAAAGAAAUAACGCCAAGUACAAUGUCAAAUGAUAAUUCUGAAUCACAUGCUCAUCAUCGUCGUAAAUCAGCUUCUCCUCAACGACGGGAAUUACCAGUUAGAAAAGUUUUUCCCAUAUGUCAAAAUUCUAAUCAAUUAUCAAAAUCAUCAAAAGGUAGACCGUUAUUCAUGGAGCCUGUACAUCAGACAGAAGUGAUUUCUCAAGAUUCAAAGAUAAGUGAAUCAAUAGAAUCAAAAAAUAUAGAUCCAGAAGAAAAUGUCCUUGUAAUAGACAGUGAAUCAACUUCGAUAGUAGAUACUCAAUUAGAAGAAAGUGCACUUCAGAUAAAUAAUAUUGACGAUAAUCCUACCAAUGCUAUUGAACAAACACAAGAGGAUGAGAUUGUUACUACUGGUGGUGGUGAUAUUGAUGAUGAAUGUAUUCUAAUAGAAGGGAGUCAAACUGGUAGUCAGAUCAAUAAUAGUGAGGAACAGUUGAUUUCUUCAAUAAAUAGUUCAAUGAAUCAGUAUAACUUCUCACCAAUCAAUGUAGAAGAAACUCAAGAAGUGAAUAAUAAUGGUAUAAAGGAUGAUACAAGUUCAAGCUUCCAAACGAUUGACAAUUUAACAAAUAAUAAUGACACUGAUCGAAAACAUUUAUUACCUACUAGUCCCAUUGGGUCUAAUGAAACUAUUGAUCAACAGACUGUUAAACUCUCGACAUCACCUGAUUUUACCAACAAUAAUAAUGCUGAAAUGAAUAGGAACAGUGAAGUGAUGCGGGAGACAAAGAACAAUAUUGAUGCUGAUGAUAAUAAAGAGAAUCAACCAGAAUCAGUCACGGUGAGUGGUAGUAGUAGUAGUAGUAGUAAUACAACAGAAAAUGAUGUAGAAAAAGAUAUUCUAAAUAAAUUAUCACAAAUUGCAAAUAGUUUGCCUAUAUUACGACCAGAACAACGACAUGCAGUUCUAUUAGAAGCUCUUAGUACAUUUAAAUCAAUUAUGCCAUGAAGAUGAAACAGUUUUUAAACAAUUUAAGGGAUAAAAACUACACAUUCA